This is a messenger RNA of Tetranychus urticae (two-spotted spider mite), 1342 nucleotides long. The record is from RefSeq and is a predicted model, not a curated record. Lineage: Eukaryota; Metazoa; Arthropoda; Arachnida; Trombidiformes; Tetranychidae.
AUCUGCCUAUUACAGCUGAGAUUUCAAAUCUUGAAGUUUUUUGAACCAAUUUUGAAAUUGUGAUGUGAAACUUACCUUUAUUAAAUAUUGAUUCAGUUAUUUAUGAUCUUUUAUUUUUGCAAAAAUUGAAUUAUCAAUUAAGAUUCCUUUUUUGCUUGCUUUGUACUGUUGAUUGAACAUCAAGAGUGAUUUUUUUCAUUUAGCAAUGGAUCAACCAAUGGAGGAGCCUUCGGAGGAACCAAUGGCUGAUGAAACUGUUGUGGGUUCGCUUGAGGACGAAGCAAAAAGACGGAAAGAAAGACUAAUGGCAUGGAAAUCUAAAAGUGCUACCAAAGAUACUCAAUCCGGUGAACAAUCCAAAGAAAAUGUUUUACCAAAACCAAAAUUUAGAAACUAUAAUCCUCACGAUGAAAGUUUGGCAGUGAUUAAAGCUGAAACUGGAAAACUAGCAUCUGUUGAAGAUUUGAUUAAAGAUCAAUUAGAAGCAGCUAAACCACAACCUGUCGCUGAAACAAUUGAUUUGAAUAAUUUGACUCCUAGAAAAAUUGAUUGGGACUUGAAAAGAAACAUCGCAAAAAAGUUGGAUAAACUUGAAAGGAGGACAAAAAGAGCGAUGGCAGAAUUGAUUCGUGAAAAGUUGAAGGGCGAACAAUCUAUUAAAGCAAUCGAAAAUUAAAGUUAAAAAUUCAUUGAUUUAAUAAAACUAUUUAUUUUAUUACAAGUUGACAUUUAAAAAACAAAUUAAAAUCGGGAAAAAAUUUUACAUGUUGGAAUACUCUGAAGAUGGCGUUACUGAUUCUUAAACCUUUUUGCGUUUAUUUUAUUUUUACACUCAUCAACAGACAAUAAGUAAGUUGAAAAUAAACAAAUUCAUUAUCUUGUUUGGUUCUAAUUUUUAAAAUUUCUGUACCAUUUUAUAUUUACUCUGUUCAUUUGAUGACCUCCAUUCUUGAUUCACUCAGGUAGCCAUGGAUCAUGAUUAUUUGCGUGAUACUAUUGCCCCAGCUCCAUCUCCAAGGAAAAUGAGCAAAAAGUCUACUCAACGUAGUAACAUUUGGAAAUAUUUCAUUAAACAAGCCAAUGGAACUCAAGCAAAUUGUCUUUUAUGCAGGAAAUUGUUCAAUUGUUCACAUGGAACAUCAAAUCUUCAUAAACAUUUGCAUAAAAUACAUCCCAUCGAGUCAUCAUCAGUUGCUGAGGAAAACCAAGAAAAAUCAACAGAACAGUUGAUCUACCUUAUUCUUUGAUCUCUAAACUCUGAAGAAAAAUUAAUCAAAUUGGAAGCCUGAUAGGAUUGAGGCCAACAUUCUUAAUGUAUCACAAUAAACAUGUUUUUUCCAUA